UAAAGACGCUGGUUGGUAGUGGUUCUGGAUGGUAGCUAGUGGUGAUUAGUCGCGACCGCGAUUAUAGUUGAGGAUGGUGGUGGUGGGUGAUGAUAGUUAAUAAUGGUGGGUGGUGUUAGUAGUUGUGGUUGUGAUUAAGGAAGGUGAUGGUGGGUGGUGGUAGUUUAUAAUGGUGAGUGAUGCCGGCUAUGGUUGUUGAUAGUGAUGGGGGUGGUUGGUUGUGGUAGUUGAGGUAGGUGAGUAUGUGGUUGUGGUUGAGGAUGAUAGUGGUGGGGGUGGCGGGUGGUGGUAGUGGUGGCGGCUAUGGUUGAGGAUGGCGGUGGUAAUGGUUGAGUAUGAUGGUAGUGGUAGUUGAUAAUGGUAGGCGGUGGCGGCAUCUAGUAACAAAUAUGGAUGAUAGCAUCUUAAUGAAACUAAAUCUUUGUUAUACAUCUUAAUCAUACAGGCCUAUUCAGACUCAUUAAGUAGUUGUGAAUUAAGAAAAACAAACACACUUAAUGAUUAAAAUCUGAAUGAUUAAGAUUAAAAUUUUAAAAACAAAGACACUUAAUAUUUGGGCUCUGAACCAGUAAGAUUCAGACCUCUACUGCAUGAAAAUAAAUUAGGCCCAAGUCUUUUUCGUCUCUACCUUAAGAUAUGCAAGAAAAGUUACAACAGACAAGAGUUGCUCAUCUAAAAAACAGUUCCCACCAGCGCCUCUAAUGCUGCCACUUUUUCUUGCAUUUCUGCGUUGCCACCAGCCAUGUUCACGAACAACACUGUCUUUGUCAUGAAAUUCAGCCACUUAACGUCAUGAUUUUACAUACCAUUUAUCUACAAUCUCUCAUGCAUUUUGAGAACCAAAAUUGACCAUUCGAAAACACCAUUUUUCAUGACUUUCUUCGCUGAGACGAGGAAAUUGAAAAGAAGUGGUGCAUUAUUUGUCGUGACUCUAAUACUACCAUGUUAGAGGAGGAGGAAUAGUUGAGGAGAUAAGAGGAUUGUCGGAGAAGAGAAGAUCGAAGAGUAUAGAAGAGACAAGUUCUUCAACUUUUCUUAUUGCAAAUAGCCACUAGGACAAAGAGGGUUAUUUAUAGGUGUUAAAAGAGAAUUCUAGAACAAUUUUUAGAUAAAUUUUAUCACCUAGAAAAUACAAAGGAGAGUCUAGAGGUUUUUCUAGAUAAGAUUAUUCUAGGCUAAACUCAAACUUAACAGCUAGAAAAUUCUUAAUUACAAUAUUACAUUUACAACUAAUAUAUCGAUGACAUUCAGUUGACGAUAGAUUAUUAGUCUUUCUAUAUCAUAAAUAUUUGUAUAAUUAGCACUGUGGUAAAGAUCUUACAGUGGACAAAAUCAAGAAACCUUCCUACCAAAAUCUGUAACUGUGACUAUUAAUAAAAUUUAGUUUGUCAUUUCCAAACUGAGAAGAUCCCUCUUGUAUGAUCGACAAAUAUGUGCCACAAUUGAGUAUGAUGAAACUAAGAGGUAUGAUGAGGGAGAUAAUUAGCAUAAAAUCAAUCUAUAAUUUUGCAUUUUAUGAGAUUGUUAAUUUUCGACCUAAUUUAUGACCAAACGAUGUACCGGGUAAAACUAUAAAGAAUAUCUCAUCGAUCAUCAUAAAUAUGUUAAUAAUCCACUUUUUGCAUAUAACUAUUGCAACACUUUCAUCUUCUUUUUUAUUUAUAUUUUUUUUAAGUAUGGCUUCUUUCGAUAUUGAUUUCAUAUGCAGCACUUGAAGCAUGAGACAGCUAACAUGGCAAAGAAGAUAGAAAUCCUUGAAGUUUCCAAACGGUUAUAUAUUCUCUCCGCUUCUUCUUCAAACUAUUUGGAGUAUUUACUUAAAUUAAUGUUGAACUUAUUAAAUGCCUUAAUUAGGAAGCUGAUGGGCCAAGGCUUAGGGUCAUGUUCAAUGGAUGAACUACAAGAGAUUGACAGCAAGCUCGAGAGGAGCCUGGAAAACAUUAGGGCCAGAAAAGCUCAAUUAUUCAACGACGAAAUAGAAAGCCUAAAAGCCAGGGAGAGUCUAUUGCUCGAAGAAAAUAAAAAUUUACGUGAAAAGUGCCGCCUAAUGCCAACGCCAUCAGCACCACCACCACCACCACCAACUCAGCUGAAAGAAAGGGGAAACUGUAGCAAAAAUACUCAGAAUUUGGAGGUGGAGACUGAAUUGUUUAUCGGCCUUCCUGCAAUGCGCUGCUCAUAGCCGCUGGGACAAUUAAUGGGAUAUAUUUCGAUUUGCACAAUUGCAUACAUAUUUAGGGCUUUCCUCAGUAACAUAACAUAGAAUAAAUGGCUAGCAUUGCUCCAUUGUUUACACGCAUAAGGGCUUGCAAAUUCAACAAAUAAAACAUUCCAAUAGAGGCAAUCUUUUCCCCUUCUUUUUUUUUUUUUUUUUUGGGUUACCUUUUUGUUGUUUAGCAAGUGUAACUACAUUUCCCUGAACAACAGUCAUAUAGAGAAGUCUGAUUUGAGUUGCAUAUUUACAAUA
Nicotiana tabacum (common tobacco) is the source of this 2467-nucleotide messenger RNA. The record is from RefSeq and is a predicted model, not a curated record. NCBI's taxonomy places the organism in Eukaryota, Viridiplantae, Streptophyta, Magnoliopsida, Solanales, Solanaceae.